Molecule: messenger RNA, 1142 nt
Organism: Nicotiana tabacum (common tobacco)
Lineage: Eukaryota; Viridiplantae; Streptophyta; Magnoliopsida; Solanales; Solanaceae
Product: NEP1-interacting protein-like 1
Source: RefSeq, a predicted model, not a curated record
UUAGCAACUAAGAUUACACCUUCCUCUUAACUUCUUCUCUUUUUAUUUUAUUUAUAUUUAUAUACCCUUUUUUCUAUAUAUAUAUAUAUACAACGCUACUUUCAAAAGACUACAUAUUGAUAUCUGUGUAUAUAGCAGUAUCACAAACCCCAAAGAGUUUUCUUGAAUUGAACAAAGAUGGAGUUUUACGCAUACCCAUCUCGUGCUUUGCCUUCAUCGUCAUCAUCCUCUCUUUCUUCUUUUUCAAUCGGAGAUUUGGUUGAUAGGGCCAAAGAUUGCUUCUGCCUUGCCGUCUCUACAAUCGUUGGCAAUGUAUUCUCUGCAAUCUUCACCUUCUUCUUCGCACUAGUGGGCACCUUAUUAGGAGCAAUGACUGGAGCUUUGAUAGGGCAAGAGACAGAAAGUGGAUUUGUUAGAGGUGCUGCAGUUGGUGCUAUCUCUGGUGCUGUUUUCUCUCUUGAGGUCUUUGAAUCAUCUCUAUUGCUAUGGCAGUCCGAUGAAUCUGGAAUUGGAUGUGUUCUUUACUUGAUUGAUGUAAUAGCGAGCCUGUUAAGCGGUAGAUUAGUUCGUGAGCGGAUUGGUCCAGCUAUGCUAAGUGCAGUGCAAAGUCAGAUGGGAGCUGUUGAAACUGCAUACGAAGAGAUCCCUAACAUUUUCGAUACAGGCGGGGCAAAGGGUUUGCCUGGAGAUUCUGUUGAAAAGAUCCCCAAGAUUAUAAUUGCAAAUGAUAAUGAUAUGGAUGGUUCUGGAGAGAGAGUCUCCUGUUCAGUCUGUCUACAGGACUUUCAACUGGGAGAGACUGUUAGAUGCUUACCACAAUGUCAUCACAUGUUUCACCUUCCCUGCAUUGAUACAUGGCUUUUGAGACAUGGAUCUUGUCCAUUGUGCAGAAGGGAUCUGUAGGUGACCAUACUCUGUAAAUUAUAACAUGGUUAUUUUUUUUCUUCAUACUCUCUUAUAGGAUUUCUCUAUUUCUUUUGUCCUCACUUGUACCAAUUUUCCUGGAAAUAUAAUGUAAUUAGAGUAUGUGCUCCUUUGAGCUUGGUCCUUGUAGUUGAUAACCACUCCUGUACAGAAUUAAAGAAUUUGAGCAAUCAUAGUGUACUACUUCCACAAAAUAGUAGUCUUGUAUUGAUGUGCCA